This is a messenger RNA of Paramecium primaurelia, 935 nucleotides long. Lineage: Eukaryota; Ciliophora; Oligohymenophorea; Peniculida; Parameciidae. The record is from the annotation of a GenBank genome assembly.
AUGUCUUAAAGCAGUAAAUGUUUCAUUUUCAUUUCCAAUAGAUAUCUCUGUAAAUGAGAAUGGAUGGAUUAAAUGGUAUUGCAAUUUGGAAGACCAUCACUUUUUUUGUGAAAUUGAUGAAUUUUUUAUAGCAGACUAAUUUAAUCUUUAUGGAUUGAAACAAUUGUUUGAUCAUUUUGAGUAAAUCAAUAUGUAAUAUAUUAGAGAAGCAUUAUAAAUGAUAUUAUCUCCAAAUACACCAACAGAUGAAGAUUUAGAGGAUGAUUAGUAUUAAAUGAAAAAUUAUAAUUAAGAUUUUUAGAACUCUAUAAUGAAGCAUCAGAAUUAUAUGGUUUAUUACAUGCUAGAUUUAUUAUAACUCCUUAAGGCUUAACAUUAAUGAAAUCCAAAUAUUUAUAAGGAAGAUUUGGUGUAUGUCCUAGAGUAUUGUGUGAUAGAUAAAAUGUAUUACCAAUAGGUUUAAGUCAUGAUCUAAGAACUUCUCGAGUCAAAGUAAAAAAUCCUUGUAUUUAAUCUAGAUAUUUUGUCCAAGAUGUUAGGAUGUUUAUUCUCCUAAAAAAUAAAUGAGUGAUGUUGAUGGUUCAUUUUUUGGUUCUGUAUUUCCUCAUAUAUUUUUAUCUGUAUUUUCUGAAUUAAAUCCAACAUAACCAGCAAAUGAAUAUGUUUCAAAAAUAUUUGGAUUUAAAGUUCAUAAAAAGAAAGGUUCAAAAUUUUAAAUUCAAUAAAAUUAAACUGAGAUGUAUUAUUAUGCAGAGGAUCAUAUAAAGCGACUGUCUUAAAUAUAGACUUCAUAGUAAUAAUAACAAUAAUAAUCAUAAUAAUAAUAAUAAUCUUAAUAAAAAUAAUCUCAGAAAAAUGAUGAUGAGGCAGAAAAAAAAUAAAAAGAAGCUUUAAAUGCCAUAUAAAAAUUAUAGAAAUAAAAGUAAAAAAAAUGA